UUAACGAUAAAACAUCAUAUACAACAGCAUCUUGAAGCAAUGGGAAAAGUACUUUUAUCUUUAUUCGUUUUAACUUUCUUGGUACAAACAAUUUUCCUGUUUAUUUCGAUGACGUAUGAUUGGGGUGUAUCGUUUUACCCUCUGCCUUCAAACCAGCACAAAACGAAAACAGGACCUUCUCAAUCUAAGCCGCAUAGGGAARACUUUCACAGAGGUCAAAUCCCGAAAUUAAAACUUAUCGUGGCAAUAUUAUCGGCGCCAAAUCGCGUGGAUCGACGAAAAGGAAUCCGCAUGACUUGGAUGAAUGAUUGUAGUCGUAUUGACGUCCUUUGUCGGUUCUUCACGGACAGUCUUGUUCAAAUGAAUCCCACUGUAAAGCGAGCUUUGAWGGAAGAAAGUCUCAGACAUGGAGACAUUGARUUCAUGUCWGUACCAGGAGGAAUAAACUUUGGUCUUAGGAUGAUAUGGCUGCUUCAAUGGUCCGUGUCCAAUUAUGAUUUUGAUUUCUUUUUGAGAAUYGAYGAUGAUUAUUUUCUAUGCCUCAGAAAAUUACUGGCUGAGAUCCCGUACAGGGCACACGUCCCAAAGUUGUGUUGGGGUCAUGUACACUGCUAUACUGAAGGGCAAGUCCGAAUGGAUGAAGGCUUCCUGAUUCUAUCCUCUGAUUUGGUCAAAGAGUUCGUUAAAAACAAAGACUCUUUAUUAUGYCAUCCCUAUGGAGACCAAACUGUUGCAUUAUGGAUGAAUAAUCGAACUGACGUCACCCGCUUUCACGAUCCUCGCGUUGUUCACGAAGUUACCGCGCAUAACGCACAAUUCAAGGCGAAUAAAGAGAUUUGCAACACAUAUUUAGGCCUACAUGGCAGCUAUUUACAUGAAAAUCUUCUGUACUGGGAUAUCGUUAAAAAAGAAACGUUUGACAAUCAUUGGGUUCCCUCUAUUCAACCUUUUCAUGAAGUCUGUCAGCUUGGGACAUAUUUUGAUUGGAGGAAAAUGGGUGGAGCUCCAUAUACAUGGGAACCUAAACCKUGUAAUUCAAGCCCUACGUGGAAUACAGUUUAUACAAUGUAUCUGGGAAGAAAUAGAAUAUAAAAACAUGCUGAAUAUGAUAAUUAAAUACAAUCAUUGCUUGUAAGUUUCGAUAUUGUCAAAAAUAUUACAGGUUUAGCUUGGCCUCCUWACAAUGAAGAGUUAAUUCAUUGUUAAUAUGAGUGGAUAUAGUCAAUCUCGUUAACGUUGUUCACUUGUAAGACAUAAAGACAACAACAAAUUCAAUUGGAUAAAAUGUUUUCCAAUCCCAGGUAUGAUAGAUGGAAAUGACUUUGUUGUUGUUGUUUUCACGUCUUUGCAACUGAACAGCGUUAAGUAACAAUGCGCUUAAGAACUAGGGAACUCUCUAUUGUUCUGCGGCAUUGCAACUUCCCCAYGUACGAAUGUCUUAGUUUUCACACUGAUUAAGYAUCA
Messenger RNA from Exaiptasia diaphana, 1464 nucleotides. Its product is annotated as beta-1,3-galactosyltransferase 6-like. Lineage: Eukaryota; Metazoa; Cnidaria; Anthozoa; Actiniaria; Aiptasiidae. Gene Ontology annotation, cellular component: membrane. The transcript has 2 exons. The coding region runs from base 40 to 1092 and encodes 350 amino acids. Gene Ontology annotation, biological process: glycosaminoglycan biosynthetic process. The record is from RefSeq and is a predicted model, not a curated record. Gene Ontology annotation, molecular function: UDP-galactosyltransferase activity.